Messenger RNA from Cadophora gregata, 2154 nucleotides. RefSeq lists its product as uncharacterized. The transcript has 7 exons. Gene Ontology annotation, molecular function: ATP binding; ATP hydrolysis activity. Bases 1 to 2154 code for a protein of 717 amino acids. The record is from RefSeq and is a predicted model, not a curated record. NCBI's taxonomy places the organism in Eukaryota, Fungi, Ascomycota, Leotiomycetes, Helotiales, Ploettnerulaceae.
AUGGCACUCAAUAACCAACCGUCGAAGCUUCGCAAGAGAAAGUCAGAAGCUGUUGACCCAGUCCCCGAAUCCAGCAAGACUCCCGCAAUGAAGUGGAAACGCACACGAAGCAGCGUCGCAGCAGCGGGUGCGGCAAAGGAGGUGGAAGACCUUCCAACUCCUCCAGAUUCGACCGUUGAUGAUGAGGUUCCUAUGCCAUCAAUAAUCCCAGGCAAAGAUGCAGACUUCGGUACCAGCGCCAGCGUGAAGGUCUUCUACGAAGGAAAGAAAUCUCACGGAGGACACUAUGACUGGGUUGAGACUCCCCCAAAGCAACUGAAUGAGAAGGUCGCCAAAGCCAAUAAUCGAGUUGCCAUCAAGAUCUUCAAGAUCAAGGACCAUGAACAACCGACCAUCUCCGGCAGAACCCCACUCAAGGUCCACUCCAUCGAGCUCCAGAGUGCCAUCCUGGUAGCCGCAUUGAAGGACAUUCUCAAGCCUCAAGGCAUGUACCUAGAGACAUCUGAGCCAGCAAGAUUCCAGGAACCAUUCAAGCCACUGUUCUUCACCUAUGACAAGAUAAUCGCUCUACAUGGCCGAACCAAGUCAAACGGCGUCUUGAAACAACAUCUCAAUCUCCUCGUUCAAGUCAUGGACGAGAUGUUUGGAAGUUUCAUGGAACAUCUCAAACACCUCAAUGCCAGUGGACUCAUCUCGUACAAGCUAGCAUGGACCUAUUUCCCCAAACACACCAUGAUCUUCUACGGCACUAAGGACUGCGAACGCAUUUGUCGAGUCACUGGUACAAACUAUGUGUGCCAUCCUCAUCCUGCGCUGAACGUUGACUGCGAGGAAAUUGCUUUCGAUGGAGAGAGUUUUGAUUGGAUGCCCGUUCAAGUCCAGACCCCUGCUUUUGGAGGCAACCGUCCUGUCACUGAUCUUCCUUGCUAUCCUAUCUCGUUUCAUGACAAUCCGGAAACAGUCAAAGAGCGAUUGACUGCACGUGCCAUCAAGGCUUUGGAGUACCAGGGGCUGACCUAUUGCGAUUACACUGGCGUGGGUCUGCUAGCCACUCAAUGUGGACUUCAGAGACACAAUGUUACCGGUCGUAUUCUCAUCGACUACUUCGGCUACAAGAAGCAUUUCGAAGGUCUCCAGAGAUCAGACAGCAAUUCUCGCAGGAAACAAGGCUCCUCACGACCACCAUCAACCAGCGGAGCGUCGACUAAUGGAGGUUCUGACGAGCCAAAGUAUGUGCAGACACUGUCCAAGGAGAAGCAAGAGGAGAAUAAGAUUGAGAUGCUGGGAAAGAGAAAGGAUGGGCUUGUCUAUGUUUCCCCUCUGCUUGAGGGCUUCGCAUUGAAGAAUAAACAAUGGUUGAACUUCUACGUGGAUGACCUCCAGCCUGUUACCUGGAAUGACGAAGCAUAUGGUCACCUGGUGUAUCCCGAAGAGCAAAAGAACCUCGUCUUGACAUUCGUCGAUAACCAUCAACGCAUGAAGGCGCGAGUUGAUGAUGUGGUUAUGGGCAAAGGCCAAGGCUUGAUCCUGCUACUCAGCGGUCCCCCUGGAACAGGAAAGACUUUGACCGCAGAGGCAGUCGCUGACAAAACUCUCCGUCCUCUUUAUUACCUCCAAGCUGAAGAUCUGGGAACUGAUGCGUCUAAACUUGGUCCGAAAAUCAAGAAGGUGUUUGAGAUGGCCACCGAGUGGGAUGCUGUGAUUCUACUCGAUGAGGCCGAUGUUUUCAUGGCAGAGCGAGAUCCAGGGGACAUCGCAAGAAACGAAUUGGUGUCAAUCUUCCUCCGUGAACUCGAAUACUUCAAAGGCAUCAUCUUCCUAACCACCAACCUCUACUCCACCAUCGACGUCGCCUUCCGCUCCCGCGUCAACAUCCACCUCGUCUUCCACUCGCUGCCCUUUUCCUCCAGGCUUGUCCUCUGGCGCAAAUUCUUGUCACGCCUCCCUGGUGAAGAUAUCGAGAGUAAAUUGCAGGAGGGCGACGUGGAGGAGUUGGCAAAGUGGGAGUUGAAUGGGAGAGAGAUUAAGAAUGCGAUCAAGACGGUGAGGACAUGGUGUCUCUGUAAGGGGUUUGACAUUAGUUUGUUGAGAUUGGAGGCUGGUAUUAAGGUUACGGCGCCGCAAGCGGGAAAGAAUGAGGAUACAAGUCUCUGA